Scomber scombrus (Atlantic mackerel) is the source of this 5553-nucleotide messenger RNA. It is a transcript of the gene lamb4, whose product is annotated as laminin, beta 4. Lineage: Eukaryota; Metazoa; Chordata; Actinopteri; Scombriformes; Scombridae. The record is from RefSeq and is a predicted model, not a curated record.
AUGAACCCCAACCUCCAUCUGAGCCCUGAGUCCAAAGAGCUCAGUGCUCCUCUGCUGACAGUCUGCACAAAGCAGACAGCCUCACCGAGGGCCGUCAGGCUUCAGCCUGAGACCAUCAGACCGAUCACCAUGAUCUUCAUCUUCAUCUUCAUCUUCAUCGGUCUUCUUCCAGCAGCUCAGCUCCAGCUCCAGCACCAGCAGGACCAGCAGGACCAGCUGGACCAGCAGGACCAGCUGGACCAGUGUCCCCGCGGCUCCUGUAAUCCGCAGCUCGGUGACCUCAUGGUGGGUCGGGCCCCUCAGCUCUCAGCCUCCUCCACCUGCGGCCUUCAUGGACCCAAUAAUUACUGCAUCAUCGGAUACUUAGAGGAGGAGCAGAAAUGCUUCACGUGUGACUCUCGGCUGCCGUACAGUCGCUAUAGCAACCCCGACAGCCACCGCAUUGAGAACGUCAUCACGACCUUUGACCCUGAGCGUAAAAUGAAGUGGUGGCAGUCUGAGAACGGAGUUCAUCACGUCAGCGUCCAGCUGGACCUGGAGACCCUGUUCCAGUUCAGCCAUCUGGUCCUCACCUUUAAGAGUUUCCGUCCGGCGGCUAUGUUGGUGGAGCGUUCGAAGGACUUCGGACGAACCUGGAAGGUUUUCCGAUAUUUUGCGGAGGAUUGUUUGCUUCAUUUCCCUUCGGUGUCCGAUCAGACGGCAGACAGCAUCGAUGAUGUGGUCUGUGACAGCAGAUACUCGGGAUCAGAGCCAUCAUCUGACGGAGAGGUGGUGCUAAAAGCUCUGGAUCCAAUCUUUGAAAUAGAGAAUCCGUAUGCACCAGAGAUCCAAGAGCUGAUCACCAUGACCAACAUCCGGAUCAACUUCACUCGUCUCUUCACGCUUGGCGACACUCUGCUGGGUCGCAGACGCAGGAACCCUCAGGACAAAUAUUACUACGCUCUUUAUAACAUGGUGGUCCGAGGCAGCUGCUUCUGUAAUGGCCACGCCAGCCAGUGCAUGCCUCUGGAUGGAGGACGCGGAGACGUCUUCAGCCAGCCUGGCAUGGUUCACGGACGAUGCGUCUGUCACCACAACACGGCCGGAGAAAACUGUGAGAGAUGUCGAGACUUUCACCACGGCUCCCCCUGGAGGCCUGGAGGGGAAGACGACGUCUGCAGGAGGUGCGACUGCAACGGUCACUCUGACUCGUGUCACUUCGAUGCCGCUCGCUUCGAGGCGACGGGCGGCGUGAGCGGAGGCGUGUGUGACGACUGUCGCCACGACAGAGUCGGGCCUCAGUGUGAGCGGUGUCGGCCGUUUCUGUUCCAGGACCCCCAGCGAGCGCCGGAGGACCCCAACGCCUGCAUACCAUGUGACUGUGACCCGCUGGGCUCACAGGGGGGGGGUCUGUGUGACCCUCUAAGCGGUCAGUGUGUCUGUAAAGGAAACGUCGACGGGCAACGAUGCGACCGCUGCAAACACGGAUUCUACGGUCUGAGACACGACGACCUGGCCGGCUGCCAGAAAUGCAGGUGUCAUGCUUUGGGAAGUUCGGGGUCAUGUGACCAGCUGACAGGAAGAUGUGAAUGUGACCGUCUGGCAAGCGGAGAGCAGUGUGACCGAUGUGUGGCAGGUUUUUGGGGUCUGGGAGACUCUGUGUUCAGGUGUUCACCGUGUGACUGCGAUACAGGAGGAGCCCAAAGCAACACGUGUUCUCCUUAUGACGGACAGUGCACCUGUCUGCCCAACAUGGCGGGUCGGCGCUGCACCGAACCCACCCCCGGGCACUUCCUGCCGCCGCUGGACUACUUCCUGUAUGAGGCGGAGCUCGCUGCCGCGCUGGAUGAUGGGAACUCUGCUGCUGCUCUGCGGGACCCGACGGUCUCCCCGGACUGCGCUCAGUAUUUCAGGGAACGAGGAUUUGGCUUCCAGCUCUCUAACGGUCGAGUGGUUCUGAUCCGGAGGACUCGGCGGGCCCGCCUCAGGAGGCAGACUCGGCAGCCGGGCCGGAUCCCACUGGAACCGGGUCACGCCCUGCAGAUCAUCCCCCGCCAGAGGGCGCCCGGCCAGCCAAUCACAUGGAGCGGCCUAGGAUUGGUCAGAGUCCAGGACGGAGCGGGCCUUAGGUUCACUGUUGACAACCUUCCUUCCUCCAUGGACUAUCAGCUGGUGAUCCGCUACGAGCCCGAGACUCCAUCUGAUUGGCUGGCAUCAGUCAGCGUCAUCCCGCUGUCGCCCGGUGAUAGCGGCUGCAGCAGCAACCCGACAGGAAGGAAAACUCUGAUUCUUCCUGGAAACGCCAGAGGCGGCGUUCUGGACUCUCCGCUGUGUCUGAACGCAGCGGCUCGAUACUUGGUGGACGUCUCGUUUAACGUUCAGUCUGGACCCGAAACCUCGCACAUCCUCAUCGAUUCGAUGGGUUUGAUUCCCAUCAUCGAGUCCAUCCGUGACUUCUGCUCCCAGAGCGACCUCGACUCUUUCCGACGCUUUCGCUGCGUUGGAUUAGCCGCCGAACUCGACUCACAGGAGUCGCUGCCAGAAGUCUGUGAAGCUCUAAUCGGGAGCAUGUCGGCCCGAAUCCACAACGGAGCCGUUUCUUGCAGGUGUAAUGUGAUUGGCUCUCUUGGACCAUCCUGCAGUAAAUUGGGCGGGUUGUGUGAAUGUAAACCCAACGUGAUUGGCCGUUGCUGUGAUACCUGUGCGCCACAGACGUUUGGUUUUGGACCUGACGGCUGCAAACCGUGUCAGUGCGACUCCAGCGGUUCAGUGUCCGAGCUUUGCGAUCAGGUCAGAGGUCAGUGUGCGUGUCGCUCGGGGGUGACCGGUCGACGCUGUGGACACUGUCAGACGGGAUUCUGGGGUUUCCCUCGCUGUCGACCCUGUGAAUGCAACGGCCUGUCGGACGUUUGUGAUGAUCAGAGCGGAGAGUGCCAGAACUGCAGAGAGCACGCCACCGGAUCCCACUGUGACAGGUGUGUGGAGGGUUACUAUGGUAACCCAGCCUCCAGACAGCCCUGUCAGCCAUGCUUGUGUCCAGACAUUCAGGGCAGCGGACGAUUCUUCGCCUCUUCCUGCGACCAAAACCCACAAACCCUCGGUCUGACCUGCAGCUGCUGGGAGGGGCACAUAGGUCCGCAGUGCAACAGAUGCAGUCCUGGUUUCUAUGGCGACCUGACGUUGCCGGGUGCCCGCUGUGAAGAGUGUCCGUGCAACAACAACAUCGACCCCGACGACCGAGACGCCUGCGACAGUGUGACCGGAAAAUGUCUGCACUGUCUCCACAACACGAUGGGACCACGCUGCCAAAACUGCAAACCGGGUUACUAUGGCAACGCCCUAGAGCAGGGCUGCAAAGAGUGCUCCUGUGACCGGCGGGGGACAGAGGUGACUCGGUGUCCUCUGGGGAGUCCCUGUUUCUGUGAUCAGACGACCGGACAGUGUCCCUGCAGGACGGGUGCAAUGGGCGUCCUCUGUGACGAGUGUGAGGACGGAUACUGGAACCUGGACGGAGCGUCAGGCUGUCAGCCUUGCAGCUGUGAUCCUGCUAACUCUUUCUCCAACAUCUGCAACAAGGUGUCGGGACAGUGUCCCUGUCGUCCUGAGUUCGGAGGAAGACAGUGUGAUGAAUGUGGAGAAAAUCAUUUUGGGAACCCCGACCUGCAGUGCAUCUCUUGUGACUGCAACAUGGAGGGAACCAUGCGCCCGUCAUGUGACCCUGAAACUGGUGAGUGCAUGUGUCGGACCGGUGUCACCGGUAUCUUCUGUGAUGAAUGCGCUCCUGGCUACGACUCAAAGUUCCCCAGCUGUGAGGAGUGUCACCCCUGCACGGCCCUCUGGGCCGAAAACGUUACUGACGUCCAGCGUGCUGCCCAGAGAAUGAGAACCUUCAUUCCUCGCCAGGGUGACGAUCAGCCUGGACAUAAUCGCCACCGGCAAAGGAUGCUGGAGAUGCACUCUAAGCUGGAAGGUCUCGCCAACCUGACGGCACUUUCUCCGCCCAAGGUGGAGAAGAUGGCAAAACUGUAUCAGAAGAUCGGGAAGCUGAAAGACAGUAUCGACCCCAACAUGAUCCUGAUCAGCCCGACUUCACUCCUCAACACUGAAAUAGACAACAUUCAUCACGAGUUCAAGAAGCUGCUGAACAACCUGAAGGAGAAGCUCAUGGGGCAGCCAGAUGAUGAUGAUGAUGGUGAUGAUGAAGACCUGGAAGAAAUGUUGGAUGAGAUCCAGAAGCUUCACAAAGCUUUCCUGUCUGAUGAGAAGAGAGUGAAGAACGCUAACGAAGCUCUGGAGGACUCCAUGGACACCAGACAGGAGGCCAAACACAAACUGAGCAUGUGCAGCAGCAGAGGAGACCUGGCACCUCUGGAGAAGUCGGUCAAAGCGCUGAGCGUGGUCGGCCUGAACCGCAAGAUCUGUGGAGAACCAGGAGCAGCACAGGAGGACUGUUCAGGAUGUGGUGGCGCUCUCUGUCGUCUGCCGCUGGGAAACAGGAAGUGUGGCGGUCCGAACUGUGAUGGCGUCGUUCCCCCUGGUGAAAACGCUUCAGAGACGGCAGAUAACGCCAAAGAGAAACUCAUCACGCUCUCUGGAAAACUGCAGGAGUCCAAAGACAAGAUCAAUGACGCCCAACAGGUGGCUCAGAACACUAAAGUUCUGACCAAGAACCUUCAGGAUCGGAUCAACAACAACACGGACAGCUGGGAGAGAGACAAGAACCAAACCAAGGAGCUCAUUCAGCGAGUCAAAGACUACCUGCUGGAUGAGAUGGUUCCUCCAGAGGAUAUCGAGAAGAUGGCCCGAGCAGUGCUGGACAUCCAGUUACCACGAUCACCUGAUGAGAUCCGCUCCAUGAUCAGUACCAUCAACGAUCUACUGUCCAAUGCCACCAACUUCCAGGCAGACAUGAAGAAGCUGGAACAGCAGGCCAAGGAUGCCCAGGACCUGCUACAGAAAGCCCAGGAGCUCAAGGAACAGACGAAGAACAUCGAUAUGAAGAAGAUCAGCCAAGAUAUUUAUGAAGCAGAGAAAGCUCAAAGCAAAGCCAACGACGACCUGGAGACCGCCAGCGAAGACAAGGAUAUGGCCAAAGACCGAAUCCGAGAAAUUACAGACAAACUGGGCGACAUUGAGACGAAGCUUAUGAGCCCUCGACCUAAAGAGCUGUUGGACGACAUCGACGCCCUCAAGAGGAAAACUGACCAGAACCGAGAGCAAGCCGAAGAGGCCAAAGAGGCUUCGGACUCAGCUACAGACAGCAGUAAAGACGCAGAGACGGAGCUGGACAAUGUGAGGAAGCAGUUUGAGGUCUUAAAGCAGGAAAAAGGGAACCAGACAGUUCAGGACGAAGCUGGAAAACGUCUGAAGAACAUCGUGGACGAAGUGGAGAUGCUGAGGAGACAAGUGGAGGACAAACAGCGACUCAUAGAAGACGUGGAGAAGAAGAUCCAGCAGCUAAUCAGCAGUAAACAGCAGAAAGCUGCUGUCGUUGCUGGUUUGUUAAAACAAGUGGAUGAUCUUCGCCAGGAAAUCUCCAAACGAGCUGAAGGAUACAUCAACUGCUCCUCUUAA